This is a messenger RNA of Oenanthe melanoleuca, 2493 nucleotides long. It is a transcript of the gene RAB6A, whose product is annotated as RAB6A, member RAS oncogene family. The coding region runs from base 160 to 909 and encodes 249 amino acids. Lineage: Eukaryota; Metazoa; Chordata; Aves; Passeriformes; Muscicapidae. Gene Ontology annotation, molecular function: GTPase activity; GTP binding. The record is from RefSeq and is a predicted model, not a curated record. The transcript has 9 exons.
CGACACCGGCACCUCACCGGGGCUCGCAGCCUUCGCCGGGCAGGAGGAGGACCAGGGGAAGCAGGAGCAGGCGGAGGCGGAGAGAAGCGGGAGCGGUCGCGGGUGCCGCCGCGGGGAGCGGAGCGAGCGCGGGGCGGCGGCGGCGGCGGCUCCUCCAUCAUGUCGUCGGGCGGGGACUUCGGGAACCCGCUGCGGAAAUUCAAGCUGGUGUUCCUGGGCGAGCAGAGCGUGGGGAAGACUUCCUUGAUCACCAGGUUCAUGUAUGACAGCUUUGACAACACCUACCAGGCAACAAUUGGCAUUGACUUCUUAUCGAAAACCAUGUACUUGGAGGAUCGAACAAUCAGGUUGCAGCUGUGGGAUACUGCGGGUCAGGAACGUUUCCGUAGCCUCAUUCCCAGUUACAUCCGUGACUCUGCUGCUGCUGUAGUAGUUUACGAUAUCACAAGUAGGUAUUUUGCACUGGUACGGUUGCAAUUAUGGGACACAGCAGGUCAAGAGCGGUUCAGGAGCUUGAUUCCUAGCUACAUUCGUGACUCCACUGUUGCAGUUGUUGUUUAUGAUAUCACAAAUGUAAACUCCUUCCAGCAAACCACAAAGUGGAUCGAUGAUGUCAGAACGGAACGGGGCAGCGAUGUCAUCAUCAUGCUGGUGGGAAAUAAAACAGAUCUAGCAGAUAAGAGACAAGUGUCCAUUGAAGAAGGAGAAAGGAAAGCCAAAGAGUUGAAUGUAAUGUUCAUUGAAACUAGUGCAAAAGCAGGAUACAAUGUAAAACAGCUUUUCCGACGCGUGGCAGCUGCCUUGCCUGGGAUGGAAAGCACACAAGACAAAAGUAGAGAAGACAUGAUUGACAUAAAACUGGAAAAGCCUCAAGAGCAGCCUGUCAGUGAAGGAGGCUGUUCCUGCUAAUACCAUGUGGCUUCCACCUUUCUCCAGAACAUCACUGCUUUCCCUCCCUGUCCUCUUCAUUGACUGCAGUGUGAAUAUUGGCUUGAACCUUCCCCUUUCCGUAAUAACGUAUCGCAGUUCAUCAUCGCUGGCUGUCUCGUGGAGAUGAUCUUUAGCUUCACAAGCACACCCCACACACACACACACACACCAACAAAAUGUCAGUGUCUUCAUUAUUUAUAAGAAAAAAAAAAAAAGCCAAAAUAUUCCACCGUAUUCUAGGUAUAACUUUAAAAAAAAACAAAAGCAAAAAAAAAAAAAAUCCAAACAAAAAAAAAAAAUAGGUACAAUUUCUUAAUAUUUGUUCCUUUUUUAAUAUGUUAUGAUAUUGCACUUUGAAAUGAUGGCAACUGAGUAAGUUUGGAAUUGGACCUAGAUGAGAUGUAUGUGCAGAAGAAGGCUUGCAAAUCUGACCCAUUGGAUUUCUCUCAGAAACUGGGAAUGUGUAGACAGCAGGCGGAAUCACGGGGGGAGGCGGCAGAUGCCGAGGGUUAAAGGCUUAUCCUUGAUAAUUAAACACAAAUUAACCCCAAGCUCUUAAUUGCUUUGAGCAGAGCGAGUCUGCCUGGUGUCCAGACCCAGCCUGGCCUUAGCAGGGGUUUGACACUCCUGGCUGCUGGAGCUGGGAAUUCUCACCCAGGCAGAGGGGACACAUUGCCAAGGAAGCAUUACUGGGAAACACGGAUGGGCUCUUUGGGAUGAGUGGCUUCUGGAGGAUUUGGGGGGGAAGGAAAGGGUGGAUGUGCAUUAGCAAAACACUUGCAGGAAACAGGGAAAUAAUGAGUGCAAAAUGAGUUUUCAGAACCCUUUUUUUUUUCCUUUUUAAGUAGAACACCAAUGAAGUGAAUUAUUACUGCCUGAGAGAUGGGACCUUAACGGUUCUGCUGUUUGGAGGAGAAAGCAUUUUGCUUCUUUGUUUUUUUAGGGGAAAUAUUGAAAUCAGGACUGGCACUAAAAGCUGCCAAAGCUGAUUGAAACCUUGGAAAUUUGGGAGAAAGAGGGAAGAGCAGCUGGCUGCCCCAGCAGAGGGGAAUGCACCCGCUUUUCCAGAGCGUGGGCGUAGGUCGGUGGGGAAGGGGUGUUUACUUUGAUCUACAGAAUCUUAGUUGAGACAUCUUAGAUGGAAAGGGAGGGACUUGAGUAGGAUGGAAACCAACUUCUGAUUAUGCAGAUUUAUGCCUUUAUUUUUUAGCUUUUUUUUUUUUUUUUUUUUUUUUUAUGUUCAGUCUUCCAAGUUGGUUUAGUUUGGUUCUCUAGAGCUGUAUAGUUUGGUUAAAUAAUUAGUAAUUUAGUUUUCUAUGGAAUUAGGCUCACAAUUAACCUUUUUUCUUUGAUAUUUAUUUCUCGGCUUUAAUUUUUUUACUCUUUUCAGUGCUGAUUUUGUUGUUUUCCUUUGGCUGAGGAAUCUGUGUAGAGCUUUGCUGAUGUUACGAGAUGUAGCUACCCAAGAAACACGGAAUGGAACACACUAGAAGUGCACCCUUUUAAUCUUUACUAGUCAUUGUGAAGUUGCUGUGUAAGUUAAUAAACACAAUUGUAAAUACA